Echinostoma caproni is the source of this 1041-nucleotide messenger RNA. The record is from the annotation of a GenBank genome assembly. NCBI's taxonomy places the organism in Eukaryota, Metazoa, Platyhelminthes, Trematoda, Plagiorchiida, Echinostomatidae.
AUGGCGUCGCGGGCAGGAUCGACCAAGAAGCAAAACGGCAAGGAUCAAGAGGUGAAGCCCGAACGGGCAGAGGAGAUGAAGUCUGAGACUAGCGCCGCGAUGGGCGUCAACGAAAUGAUCGGCCAAUUUUUGUCGAAACUUAUCACAGGCGACUCGUUCCGACUGGAGACGGUUCCACCACUCCCGCCACCCGAAAAGUUCACUCUCGGCGGAAACUAUCCCCGUUGGGAAGUUCAGGCUCGUGCUUACGCGCAGAAGUUCCCCGAGUCGGAAAGAAAAGUGGCAAUUUUAGGCCUGUUGGCCGGUGAAGCGGCCGAUAGGGCUUUUCAGUCGAGUGCAUUCGAGGAGGAGGAUCUCGAUGGGGUUUUUCGAAAACUGCGAUGCCUCCUUGAUACCCCACUUCACCCAAUCGAGUACCAGUCACAAUUCCACUCGGCACGCCAGAACAUCGGGGAGACCGUAGAGGCAUACGCGUACCGCGUCAAGCAACUGGUGUCGAAGGCUUUUCCCGACGACAACAGCGAAGCCCAGGAUAAGCGUGCUGUGGAACGCUUUGUAGAAGGAGUCAGUGGUGCGUCGGUAAAAAAAGCGCUGAUUACAAAAUCGCCUAAAAGCCUCAGCGAAGCUGUUGCUCUGGCAGGAGAAACGGAGAAGCUACAGCGAGCUGUUCAUGGAGCAGAGAGCCUCUGCUUGACCUUGCACCACCAAGGACGCCAGCAGCGAGAACCAAUCCGGAGACCGUGGGGGCCAAGGCCUCGCCAAGGACCGACUAGCGGUGAAUACCGCUACAACGACUAUCGACGAAGAUGGAGUGCUCGAAGCGAUGAACUGAUCCCUCCCAGCGGGCAAAACCACAGGGGGAGCUCCUCACACCCGGUGGCCAAGGGCGACCCAGCGGACCACGCCCUGGGAUGGACCCAUACCAUGGCCGACUACGCGGGGCAAAUGGAAGUACAAUCCGAACGGUUGGCGCUGUACUCCUCACAGUACAGUUCGAUGGCGUUAUCGUUAAACACCAAUUCGUGGUCGCAGAGAAAUUGA